Lizanozyma spartinae is the source of this 860-nucleotide messenger RNA. RefSeq lists its product as uncharacterized. The record is from RefSeq and is a predicted model, not a curated record. The transcript has a single exon. Lineage: Eukaryota; Fungi; Ascomycota; Pichiomycetes; Serinales; Debaryomycetaceae. The annotation marks the transcript as partial.
UGCAUAUUUUGGCCUAUGUGUUGUACCUGGUUUCCGCAAUGGAAAUAAAGCUUAGCGAUCGUGAGGGAGUUAUUUCUUUGGAUAAUUUUCUUGAUUUUGAUGGAUAUAAUUCCUCUUUGAGUUUUGUUAGUUUAUCAAGUAAGCAAAAUAUUGACUUGGAUGGCGAUUUAAUUCGGUUCUCAACUGCAAAGAGUGAUCUUGAUUUCAAAAUGUUAGAGAAACUACUUAAAUAUGGUGGAGAAAACUCCCUUCUUUACAUGAAGAAUUCAACAAUUGUACCCAACACAGAUGCCUCAACUGACAACAUUAUAGCCUUCCAAGAAGUAGAGAUCAUCGAGAGCCAAGAUACGAAGAAGGGAUAUUUAGUACCAAUUACACCUUGUUUGAAAUAUGAAGGCACUGGUCUGGGUAGUGUGGCCUUUGAAUAUAGUUUUAAAACUAAUUUCGCUAAUAGUUUUCAUAAUGGUGCUUCAGAAACAAUACCGUACUUUCCACUAGCAGUUCAUGCGCACUUCUCUUUUAGCUGGAGGGUUGGUGCUUCUUUAGUUGGAACUUUUACCUGUAAUGCAAAGGAAGGAAAUAAUGCAAGACUAUUUGCAACUCUGGCACUUUUUGAGUUCAAUGUCAGAGUGAAAGACCAUUACUUCAAGAAGGCAGACCAUACUUUGAAGUCUAGUGGAUGGAAUUUGAAGGCUCCUAUUAAAGGGUUGGUCACUUUGCAACCUUCCUUCUAUUGUGGAAGUUCUGAAAAGAUGGAUUUGAUGUGCUCUGAUCCAGAGGAAGUGUUGGAGGAAGGAAAGCUUCCAAAGUAUGUAGUCACCGAAGUUGGUAAAAGUGCUGCCUUCUUGGAGUCGACUUAA